UGUUUACGUGCUUUGUCAGCGGUGUCCCCGCGGCAGAUAGCGGCUACCCCACCUGCUACUGAUCAAAACCUUGGACUUUUAUCCGCAUGCAGUGACUUAUCACAGCGUCGGGACUCCUUAUCAGACGCUUCCUUCUUCGCAGCAUUAUCUUUCGUGGACUUUGAACCAGGGGCACAUCAGGUUCACUUGUCCUUUUUUUCUCUUUUUUUAUGCUAACGUUACCAGGGAAAGAUGACGUUAAAAUCCAAUAAAAACGAACCCACGGUCACUCUGGAGCCGACCAACAGCGUCCGGACAGCCCUCUCCGAUUUGUACCUGGAGCAGCUUCUUCAAAACAAACAGAAGUCUGAAAAGUUGGCUAUGCAAACCUAUGAGAAUAAAGGGGCUGAGGUCUACACCAAUGGUAGUGCAGGCCACAUGAACGGCACAGAGCUGACCAAGAUGAAAGAAGUAGCAUUUGAAAAAAAUCCUUCAGAGCCAAUGGGGGUCACUCUGAAACUGAACGACAAGCAGAGGUGCACCGUGGCCAGAAUAUUGCAUGGGGGCAUGAUCCACAGGCAAGGCUCUUUACAUGAAGGGGAUGAAAUAGCAGAAAUCAAUGGGAAAAGUGUCACCAACCAAUCUGUUGACCAGCUACAAAAGAUCCUGAAAGAAACCAAUGGUGUAGUCACUAUGAAGAUCAUUCCCAACCUGCAGAGUCGUUCCCGAGCCUGCGAGGAAUUUGUUCUUUAUCAGAUGUACAUGAGGGCCCAGUUUGACUACGACCCUGCCAAGGAUGACCUCAUCCCGUGCAAAGAGGCAGGCAUGAAGUUCCAAACUGGUGACAUCAUUCAGAUCAUCAACAAGCAGGACCCCAACUGGUGGCAAGGCAGAGUAGAGAGUUGUGCCGCUGACUUUGCUGGACUCAUCCCGUCCCCGGAGCUCCAAGAAUGGAGGUUGGCAAGUAAAAGCAAGGCCAAAGAGAGCAGUCAAUCCUGCAGCCCCUUCGGAAAGAAGAAGAAGUGCAAAGACAAGUACCUGGCCAAACACAGCUCCAUUUUUGACCAGCUGGAUGUGAUCUCUUAUGAGGAAGUUGUCAGGCUCCCAGCCUUCAAAAGGAAAACACUGGCACUCAUCGGUGCUCCUGGUGUAGGAAGGAGCCACAUCAAAAAUGCAUUAUUGACCAGAUACCCUGACAAGUUUGCCUACCCUGCACCACACACCACCAGACCCCAACGUAAGGAUGAAGAGAACGGACAAGACUACUAUUUUAUCUCUAACGAAGCCAUGACCAAGUGCAUCUCUGGAAAUGAGCUACUGGAAUAUGGCAGCUUCCAGGGAAGUAUGUUUGGAACCAAAAUCGAGACUAUCCAGAAGAUCCAUGAGCAAGGCAAAAUUGCUUUACUGGAUAUAGAACCACAGACCUUGAAACUCUUGAGGACUGCUGAUUUUGCACCUCUUGUGGUGUUCAUCGCGCCCACCAACACAGCUGCCCAGACGGAAUCCCUGCAGAUGAUCCAGAAGGAGUCAGAGGCCAUCCUGACCACAUACAGACACUUCUUCGAUGUAAUUAUUGUCAACAAUGAUGUUGAUGAAAGUGUCAAAGGAGUAGAAGAGGCCAUUGAGCGUGCCACCUCCACCCCGCAGUGGGUGCCUGUAUCGUGGGUGUACUGACAGUUGUCGGGCACUGACCUAAUACCCUUUUGUUUGAUGAAAAGCAGUGCAAUAUCACUCCUUACACGAGACCUCUAAGUUAGUCCCAGGUGUGUAUGGGUUUACUGUUAGUUCAUGUUAUUGUCACUGAGAUGUUUUGCACAAAUGCAUUGAAAAAAGCAAUAGUUAAAAUGGUUUAUUUCAAAUUAUUGAGAACCUCACCAAGGGAAGGUAAACUUGGUUGUUUAGGCAUUUGUGCUUUAGGCUUUUUUGGGGCUGAGGGAUAUUUUUGGCGCCACACACUUUUGUGAUUGUUGGAACGUGAGUGAAUGCAAAAUAGGACCACAACUGUGAAUGAAAUCCCACUUUUAACCGGCAGGAUUUCAUUAUAUAUAACCUUGACUCUGGAUUUAUUGUUUAUUUUUUCUGUUAUGAUGAGAGUGUGUCAGGAAACGGAGAUCGGAAAAUGUUUGUUGUUAUGUAUAAAUACAAAGAACGAUUAUGUCUUCUACUCAACAAUUUUCUGUCAAUCUUUGACAACCUCAGUUGUCUCAACUCAUCAGAAUUGCAUACCUCAUGGGAUACUGUAAAGGCACUUUUAAACAAAAUUAAAAUGCCCCUGCUCUGUUGCAA
Myripristis murdjan (pinecone soldierfish) is the source of this 2265-nucleotide messenger RNA. It is a transcript of the gene mpp1, whose product is annotated as MAGUK p55 scaffold protein 1. The record is from RefSeq and is a predicted model, not a curated record. The transcript is spliced from 13 exons. The coding region runs from base 232 to 1653 and encodes 473 amino acids. Gene Ontology annotation, molecular function: protein binding. Lineage: Eukaryota; Metazoa; Chordata; Actinopteri; Holocentriformes; Holocentridae.